UAAACUAUUUGUAGCAAGUAUGUUUUUCCCAAUUCGUGUAGCAUGAACGUUUAUAAAAAUAUAAAUGAAAUUCAGUACUUCAAACUGUGUUUGGAAUUGGACACAGGAUAUUAGUAAUGGCUCAGGAAAAAACAAAUCCCAAAAAAGGUGGCGAGCAGAAGAGGGAGAAAAUUGUUGUUGCCGCCAUUGAUUUUGGGUCGACCUACUCUGGGUACGCAUUUUCGUUUCGCGAUGACUUCCAAACAAAUCCUUUGAAGAUCCACACCAACCACUGGUCAUCUGUACAGUCUGGUGGAAUAUCAUACAAAGCACCAACAACUGUUUUGUUAAAACCUGACCAGACAUUUCACAGCUUUGGUUACGACGCGGAAGAUAAAUAUGCAGAGCUGUCUGAAGCAGAAGAACACCAAGAGUGGUACUACUUCAGUCGCUUCAAGAUGAAACUUAUGAAUGCACUGGACAUAACUAAAGAUCAAACAGGAAGUGAUCAUCUAUUUUCUAAACUAGAGCGAAAUAUGGAGAUUGACGACAUAGAUGGUAAAAAGAUGUCCUUUAUGACCAUCAUAGCACAUGCCAUUCGAUAUCUCAAAGAACAUUUAUUGCGCCAAUUAAACGACAAGAACAUUCUAGAAGCAGUGACAGCUGACGGUAUUUUUUGGGUAUUGACAGUUCCCGCUAUUUGGACUGACUCUGCUAAACAGUUCACAAGAGAAGCAGCAAGAGAAGCCGGAAUUCAUGACGAUCAGCUGAUGCUGGCGUAUGAACCUGAAGCUGCUGCCCUGUACUGUCGCCUCCUUCCGAUUGAUAGAUUUGAGAGUGGGGGCGAACACCAGGAGCUAGUGCUUAAAACGUUUGAACGAGGAAAAAAAUUCAUGGUCAUCGAUCUUGGGGGAGGAACCGUCGACUUCAGCGUACAGGAAACUACUCGUACAAGAAAAAUGAAGUCUAUUUACGAGGUUUGCGGGGGUCCGUGGGGUGGUGCCAGAGUUGACCAGGAAUUUAUUCAAUUUCUUAUCAAACUUGUGGGGGCCGAUGUGUUUACUGAGUUUAAGGAUGCCAGUAGGUCUGAGUAUUUGGAGUUGAUGCGAAUCCUAGAAAUCAAGAAAAAGCAAAUUGAUUUCAACUCUCAAAAUAAGAUUCCUGUUAGGAUACCAAAUGCUUUGUUUGAGAUCUUAGAUGAACACACAGGAUGCAGCAUUUCUGAAAUAAUAUCCAAGUCACCCUAUGCAAGUUCAAUAGAAUACUUGCGAGAUAAAAUAAUCUUUGAUGCAAGUUUGUUCAGAUCCUUUUUUAGAAGUUCGUUACAAGACAUUAUAUCUCAUAUACGUAAUAUAUUGGACAACCCAGUUUGUCAAAAUUUGCUGGGAAUAGUAGUUGUCGGUGGUUAUGCAGACAGUCAUCUGGUCAUUGAGAGCCUUAAAGACGCUUUCCCUAGAACACGAAUCAUUGUACCUAUGGAAUCUAUUCUUGCUGUUGCCAAAGGCGCCGUUCUUUUUGGUCACGAUCCAGAUGUUAUUUGCUCACGUGUGUGUCGCUAUACAUAUGGAGAUGAUGUAUGUUUACCAUUUAAUGAAGACGAACACCCCUAUAGCAAUAUGACACUAAUAAACAAUGUGCGGUAUUGCAAAAACAUUUUUCAGAAGUUUUUUGAAAAGGGAGAAAAAGUCUUUCUUGGAGAGAAACGAUCUUUUUCCUCUGAUUAUGACUUCCGCGACAGAGGCAGAGCUGAUCAGCGGGAACAACCAUUGACAAUUAAAGUAUAUAUUUCAAAUCGAAAAAAUCCUGUGUUUAUUUAUGAAGAGGGGUGUCGCAAAUUGGGCGAAAUUAUUGUUGUUUGCGAACAUCAAUCAAAAUUUUGGCCUGAAACGUUUUCAUGUAAAAUAGAAAUGGAAAUAGCAGGAACUGAAAUUCAAGUUACCGCAAUCAUCAGCACUGGAGAAAAAGCAAAAGCAAUGUUUAACUUUUUAUGAUUUUUUUCACUUUACAUGAAAAUAUAUAAAAUGAAUUAUAACCCUUAUGUUCAAGUAUGAUUAUUGAAGCGCGUUUGUCUGCAGAUUGCAUUUUUUUAACAUUACUUCUAAACAUGCCUGUUGAUUACAAAGACAUAUUUAAGAGCACUAUUUUCUCAAAGCUUUAAAGUCAGGUCCAGAUCCUUAUAAAACAAUCACUUUUAAGUACAGUUAAUGAAUCACGAAACCAUGACAGAUUUGCUUAUUUAUGUAAAUUGACUUUUUCAAGCACAUUCAAAAUAACUGUCCUCUUUGAGUUUAAAAGCAGUGCUAACUUGUUACUUGUUUUGUUAAAGCUGUAGUCGUAAUCCAAAGUCAUAAAUGUAUUAUUCGGAGAUUUUAGUAAAUAAUAGUAUUAAGAACACAUAAUUCGAGUCUGACAUUGAAUUUAUGUUUAGAAUAUUAUAGUUAAAAGUGUGACAAACAAUGAUAUGUAUAUUGAUAAACAUGUUGGUUACAAAUUCACAAAUUCUGAGGAAAUUUAAAUUGGGCAAUCUAUAAAGUGCAUGUUGAAUUCAACCAAAAUAUAUUUGCUCAUUUACAUGUACGUGAUAUAUUUUUUUAAUUUUUGAUUGUCAGUUUGUUGUUAAGUAUAGAUAUAUUUACUAUUGUUACUUAAUUUAUAUAACUUAUAGUUUUGCAGUUACAAUGCAUAUUGUAUAUUUAUUUCUAGAAAUAUUUAAAGAAUAAGGAACCAAUUUUUUAGUAUUUUGAGGUAAUAAUUUUGGUCGGAGCGUGGUUAAAUCCAAUGAAGCCCGAUAUUAUCUCAUAUUAUUCAAAGACUGAUUUCUUUAUUACUUAUAACUAUAUUAUUUUUAGCAGAUGUACGAGGAUAUUGACAUAUUUAUGUGAAUUUAUUUCUUUUAAUUAUACAAACCACGCUUGCGCCAUAAUAAUACGUCUUUUGAAUUUAUUGGACCGUAAAUACAAAAUUAAUUUGUAGUUUUAUCACAGCAAAGAUAAUGAAAAAGUUAUUGUUUUAAAACCCAUAAUAAUAUUUUGUUGUUAUUAUUUCUCCUUCUUUAAGUAAGUUAUUUCGUAACAUCAAUAUAAGAGCACCUAGGUCAAGAGCAACUCAUUUCAACACAUAUAUCUCUUCUUUUUGUUUGAGUCUUUAGAACAUUUAAAACAAUUUCCUAAUAUAUUAAUCUUCGAAAACCUUACAUUAAUUUAACGAAAUUAAACAUGAAAGGGAAUUUGUCUUUCAAACAAGCUGCAUCCAAAAAUCUCAUUUAUCUGAUAUUUUUUGUUAAGGCUCUACACAAAAUAGUAUGAAAACAGUUUAUUGGGAAUGAGACUUUCAAACAUUCUUCUUAAUAUUUACUUAAAUUAAGUCCUUGGCUCAAACCGUUAAAUAGUAGGGGUUUUUGAGCAAAAUCAUCGGACAAGUUUUACGGCAUUAUGUUCCAGGACAAAAAAAUUAAACAGGUCUGUAUUUAUGUUAAAUUAUGUUAUAUUAUAUUAGCACUUGCAAAUAAUUUCCCUUCUAAAAUAUUGUUAGCGCAAUCCGCUGUUAUUGCUACAUAACAUCAGCCUGGGUCAAGAAGUAGCGCAUGGAUAGUUUUUAUCUCUAUUUCUAUGUACUCAAAGCAACUUACGCUAAACAUACCUCGGGUCUAAUAUCGUAAUGAAAACAUAAUUUAAAACAUAACCAAAAAUAAACCUGAUCUGUAUUUUGUUAUACAAAGUUUUAUUCUUUUUUAAAAAUAUAUAACACAAAUUGCGGGAAUAAAUGAACAUCAUGACUUAGGAUUCACCCAGUUUCCUCGACCUUUUGAGUGUAAGGUUGGUCCAUUCACAGAAAAAAUUAACUUGUUCUGCUUCUCUGUCCGUUUUGUUACGCAACACAAAUUAGAAUAUCUGGUUUCUAUAAUGUCCGAGGAAAACUUUUAUCCUCAUAAAUCUGAAUCUGAGAUAGAAUUUCCUCUGAUAUUACCUAAGUAGACUCUAACUCAGUUCAAUCAAUAAAGUUGUUUCCAAAUUUCCAACCUCUCUGUGACUUUUUCUGAAGUGGUACUAUUCCACCAAGCUUCAAUCUUUUUGUUCAGUUGUACAAGUAAAUCUUCUUUACUGUUUCAAUUUACUAUGAUAAAAAACUGCUGUCUUGUCAAAAGUAGUGUCAUAGUUAUUUAUUUAGAUAAUUAAAUACUUGCAAUAUUGUUGAAUAUUUUUUGGUACGUCGUUAAUUGAAGCGCCUUUCU
Molecule: messenger RNA, 4210 nt
Organism: Magallana angulata
Lineage: Eukaryota; Metazoa; Mollusca; Bivalvia; Ostreida; Ostreidae
Product: heat shock 70 kDa protein 12A-like
Exons: 5
Coding region: 117-1970 (617 amino acids)
Molecular function (GO): ATP binding; ATP-dependent protein folding chaperone
Source: RefSeq, a predicted model, not a curated record